CGCGAUCCAAGUGAGUCAGUCGGCUGAGAGCCGUCGUGCCUGCACCAGCUGCAUCGUCGUCGUUGUUGCUCCAGCGCCGCCGGCCGUCCAUGAGUCUUGGACUCGUCGUAUCGGCGGAAAUGCACUGCUUCAACUAGUCAGUCGCUGUCGACGCCACCAUCUUAUUCUACCUGUUUCGACGAGUCAAGAAUCUCUGAAAACGUUGAACACCAGCCGUGUGUUUUUCGUUUCAAAGAGCCGACCCCACCUGCGGAGGGCGGCCUUGAAAAAAGCAUCAUCUGCUGGAGCCUCGUCAGGGAGUUUUUUCACUCUUCCUACCUAACUACCUUCCUACCGCGUGACGCCUAUUCAGUCUAGCCACCUUUGUUCGGAUCCUUUGUUACCGAGUGGAAUUUUUAUUUAGAUAAUUUGCACUCAUAGUGCGUUUACAAGUGAUUUUUCCAACUGGAUUUUGUUUUUCGCGAGUGGAAUUUUGUGUUUUUGAUCAAAAUGCCUUCGAAGAAACAAUACAACUUGGUGCAGAAUGAUGACUACGACACCCGGAUACCUCUGCACCCUGAUGAGGCUUAUCACCACGGAAUCUCGUUUCAGGCAAAGUUUAUCGGGACAUUGGACAUCCCCCGGCCAACCAGUCGAGUGGAAAUUGUAGCUGCCAUGCGCCGCAUUCGCUACGAAUUCAAGGCGAAGGCGGUGAAGAAGAAGAAAGUCAACGUUGAGGUUUCCAUCGAAGGUGUCAAAGUCAGUCUGAAAGGAAAAAAGAAAAAGAAAAAUCAAUGGACGGACGACAGCAAAUUGGUGCUCAUGCAACAUCCCAUCUAUAGAAUAUUCUACGUGUCGCAUGACUCGCAGGACCUCAAAAUAUUCUCCUACAUCGCACGAGAUGGUGCUAGCAACGUAUUCAAGUGCAACGUGUUCAAGUCGACGAAAAAAAGCCAGGCUAUGCGGAUAGUGCGGACGGUAGGCCAGGCGUUCGAGGUUUGCCACAAGCUGUCGCUAAAUGGGCCUCCUAAGGAGGAAGAACAGGAUGCAGAGGACCAGUUGAUCUCAAUUGACAACGCCAGUGACAGAGACAGCACCGACACCUCAUUAGACAAGGCACUUGCAAAAGACGUGCCCAAUUUAAUAGGCGACCCUGUUAGCUGUGACACGCUGGCCGCUGACUCCGGCGUCUUGACUCAGCUUAUGGACUCGCCAAGCGACUCUGCACCAACGUUGUCACCCUCCGUGGUCACGUCACCUCAAACACCUCCGGCACCGCUUGCACUACAACAGCCGCCGACAGCAGGGCUGAGACUCGACUUGGCUCCACAGACAAACUUAUCCAACGGGAACAACAGGAGGUCGACCACCAUUAGUGCAAACGGCGAAGAAAGUUUAGGCAUGGCCGCCCAGCACGAACUUCAGUUGCUGCGUGAGCAGUUGGAACAGCAAAAUCAGCAGACGCAAGCCGCAGUGGCCCAAGUGCACCUCCUACGUGACCAACUGGCUGCGGAAACGGCAGCACGUCUUGAAGCCCAGUCGAGAACACACCAGCUGCUGGUACAUAACAAAGAACUGCUCGAGCACAUCCAGAUGCUAGUUGUGCACUUGCAAGAGAUGGAGCGUCAACAGCAGCAGAUCGGCGUCUCUCAACAGCAGCAGCAACAAACGCAGAUCACCCCCAGCUCGCCCCGCGUCACGAUGGUACCUCAGAUGGCGGUGCUGUGCGAGCCGCAGACGCCAACGCUGGCGCCGGUCUACCUGCCGCACGACCUGCAAGAAGCACUGCUCGGCCAACGCACCCCCCACCCGCAGACAAACCCCAUCUACUCCCCUUACCAGAGUGCAGACCUGGUGCAGCGGCUGCAGGCCCUGUACAGGCCGAGCGCGCAGCAGCAGCCCGCACCCGCUCCCGCUUAUUAUCAAACCGCCCCUACCACCUUCCGCACCUCCCCUUACUCGGGAUCCCCUGUAAUGCAGCAUCGGCUUUUGUCAUACCCGCCGCCUGAGAACUCACCCUCGGCGCUCAUCCAGACCGAGCAGCCGCAGUUCACCUUCACGGCCAAGGAGUUCGCGGCGGCCGCAGCCGCUGCAGCUGCGGCCGCCGCCCAGGCGCCCCCAACCCCUCCAAAACUCGUCCCGACCAACACUCCCGUCACGCCUCCGCAAGCAACCCCUGUAGAGCAGCAGACGCAGUUCAUCAGGCCGCUGUCGCAGGUUGGCACGCUCACUACCACCGACCCUGAGGGCAGAGUGAAGGUCAUCGUGCCCGUGGAGGAAGCCCCGCCACCCACCGACAGGCAACAGGAUCUGGCGGCCGCUCUCGCCAUGUUAAGGGUGUCCGGGGGCGCGUCGUCGUCGGACGAGUCCAGUCCGGCGGUGCUGCGAAGGCUCAACGGUGGCACGCCCGUCAUCACGCGAUCCACCAGCGAAAAGGUGCCCAACCGGAGCGAACUGAUGUCGCAAGUGACGCGGACGGCCUGGGCCAGGCACACGACCAACUCACUUCACACGCUAAAGUGGAUAGAUGGUUUCAACUGCGGGCAGAGAGUGGUUUCGUCGACGGCGACGAACUGGCCGCUGAGCCUGCCGACGUGGCAACGGCCGAGGCCCUCUUGAAGAGACACAAGCGCAAGAAGCGGCGCGCAAAACUCAGCUUUCGCUUCGGCAGGUCCACUUUCUGAACGAACCACACUCUCAAUACUUAUGAAGCCACCUACGUGUUUCUUUCUCAGUAUCCGAGCCAUUCCAACUUUUGUUCAUAAACAGAAACGAUCAGUGUACAGACUUUUGGAAAGAAAUAAGAAUCACAUAUGAAAUGCCUCCACAUAGCCUUUAAGGUACUCAAAAUGUAUUUAUAAAUAUAUUUAUUCGCACUGUGUCUCCAGAUAUCAGGCUUCUCAGCUUCCACUCACGCGUUUUCGGCCAAAGAAAAUGCUAAAGCAAUUGUGGAACAGCUGUUAAAUAUGGAUGAAAAAUUAAUAUGUAAUUUUUAAGUGCGUCACAGUGUCUCUUCUAGUUUGACUUAAGCAAGCCAUAUUGUAGUAAGUGACGAAAUGAUGUAAUGCGUUAUUGAAUAAUCUAAAUAGACUAUAAUUCAUGUUUUGCAUAACGAAAUAAAAUUAUUUGAAUAUAAUUUACGAAUGAAGAA
Molecule: messenger RNA, 3130 nt
Organism: Cloeon dipterum
Lineage: Eukaryota; Metazoa; Arthropoda; Insecta; Ephemeroptera; Baetidae
Product: carboxyl-terminal PDZ ligand of neuronal nitric oxide synthase protein
Exons: 11
Coding region: 490-2598 (702 amino acids)
Molecular function (GO): nitric-oxide synthase binding
Source: RefSeq, a predicted model, not a curated record